Molecule: messenger RNA, 1731 nt
Organism: Lacerta agilis (Sand lizard)
Lineage: Eukaryota; Metazoa; Chordata; Lepidosauria; Squamata; Lacertidae
Product: vomeronasal type-2 receptor 26-like
Exons: 5
Coding region: 1-1731 (576 amino acids)
Biological process (GO): G protein-coupled receptor signaling pathway
Cellular component (GO): membrane
Molecular function (GO): G protein-coupled receptor activity
Source: RefSeq, a predicted model, not a curated record
AUGCCUGUUGUAUACAAAGCAGAUAGUGUCCAGUGUGCAAUGAAAGAUCCUUUUCCUGUUCCUCAUGAGUGGUACCAGCCAGGGGACUUCAUCAUUGGUGGAAUUUCUUCUCAACUCUUUUAUGUAUUCUAUGAAGUUUACUUCAGAGAACACCCUUCACGGGAUGUGUUCGAUGUUUCAUACAUGGUGACAAAAUUCUACCAGCACAUACUUGCCUUGGCAUUUGCUGUGAAGGAGAUCAAUGAGAACCCCACAAUCUUGCCCAAUAUCACUCUUGGGUUCCACAUCUAUGAUAGCUAUCAUGAAGCAAGGAUGACCUACCGUGCCACAUUAGACCUGCUCUUCAAAUCACAGAGAUUUGUCCCUAACUAUAAAUGUGACACCCAGAAAAACCUCAUUGCCAUUGUUGGGGGAUUUAGCUUUGAUACAUCCUUCCAUAUGAGAGACAACAUUGGCUUUUACAAGAUUCCACAGCUCCAUAUUUAUCUUCAUGGCAUUUCAUUUAACAAUUCAGCUGGAGAAACACUGUCUUUAACUUCUGAAGAGGAAAUAGGAGGUGGAUUUGACAUCAUGAACAUGGUCAUAUUCCCAAACAGUUCCUUCCUUCGAGUGAAAAUUGGUGAGGUGGAUGAUAAUGUUCCUGAAGGAAUGAGAUUCAUCAUUCAUGAGGACAUGAUAAUGUGGCAUAAUGGUUUUAACCAGGUGAUGCCCAUUUCCGUGUGCAAUGAGCACUGCCCCCCUGGUCAUCAGAAGAAAAGGAGGGAAGGUGAAAAAUUUUGCUGCUAUGAUUGUGCUCCAUGUCCAGAAGGCAAGAUUUCAGACCAGAAUGAUAUGGAUGACUGUUUCAGAUGCCCAGAAGAUCAAUAUCCAAACAGGAAGAGAAACCAAUGCAUCUCCAAAGCUCUGAGCUUUCUUUCCUAUGAAGAACAUUUUGGGAUCAGCUUAGCUUCCAUAGCUCUUUCUUUUUCCCUUCUCACAACUCUGGUGUUAGGCACUUUUGUGAAGCACAAAGAUACCCCCAUAGUCAAAGCCAACAACCGAGCCCUCACCUACACUCUCCUGGUCUCUCUUCUGCUCUGCUUCCUGUCUUCUUUGCUAUUUAUCGGCAAACCUGGGAAAGUGACCUGUCUUCUCAGACAACCUGCUUUCAGCAUGGUCUUCUCUGUGGCUGUUUCUUGCAUGCUGGCCAAAACGAUCACUGUAGUUGUAGCUUUCAUGGCCACCAAGCCAGGCUCUAGCAUGAGGAAGUGGGUAGGGAAAAGACUGGCUUACUCUGUUGUAGUUUCCUGUUCUUUUAUACAAUCUACUGUUUGUGCUUUUUGGUUGAUGACAUCUCCCCCAUUCCCUGAUGUAGAUAUGCACUCGGCAACCACAGAAAUCAUUCUGCAAUGUAAUGAGGGGUCUGUGACCCUGUUUUAUUGUGUCCUGGGCUACAUGGGUCUGCUGGGCAUUGCCAGUUUCAUUGUGGCAUUUCUGGCCCGCAGAUUACCUGACAGUUUUAAUGAAGCCAAGUUCAUUACCUUCAGCAUGUUGCUCUUUUGCAGUGUUUGGCUGUCUUUUCUUCCCACUUACCUGAGCACCAAAGGGAAAUACAUGGUAGUGGUGGAGAUCAUCUCCAUCUUGGCCUCCAGUGCUGGGUUAUUGGGCUGCAUCUUCGUUCCAAAAUGCUACAUCAUUGCCUUGAGGCCUGAGUUGAACAACAGAGAGCAACUAAUAAGACGGAAUAAUUAA